GGGAUGGCGGUCUGUGAUGUCUACUCGGCGAUUCAAGAGUUUCUGCAGGUCCAAACCUGCAGGGCACAGCUGUAUUCACGCUUCCAGGAUGGUUUUAAAACCUUUAUCCGCACUAGGCACGAGGGACCGUAUAAGGCCCUUUUGUCGGAGCUGACCUUGGCUUUCAAUGACUGCUCUAAAAAGGUUAUUGGCCUUGAGAGUGCGCUCCAGGAGAUGGGUCGUGCCGACCUGGCUGCCACGUUGCGUACUGUUCAGGAGUCCGAGCGCGAUAAGCUGCGAUUGACACUGACUCUACAGGCGUUGAAGCAGGCAGCAGCUUUUCGAACUUUCAGCUGGCAGCAGCAGCGACAGCGUAAAGGCGACCAGCACCAGCAACAAGGUGGCGGUGAAGAUAGUGGUUGGUACGGAUACAGUACAGAGCUAUAUGAGGAUGAGGAUGGUGACGCGCUCGCGCUUUUGGACCCUCUCGAGGCUGCUGCCCGCCACGGGGGUGGCUGUGCACACGGACACGGGCACGGGCAUGGAAGUUCGAACGGAAACGGGCACGUUCACGGGCAUGGGCCGACUGAAGCGCCACCUGCAUCUGCCGGCUCUACCGGUGUACUUCCUUCUGCUACAACUUAUACAACUGCCUCUUUGGCGGUUUCGGAGGCAGCGGGGGGACCUGGGGGGGGACCUGCGGGGUCCAGCAGUGGAUGUGGUGGAAGCGGUUGCGGCGGGGCGGUUCCGGAGCCCACCCGCCGGGAGUUUCAGGCGGCAGUUAAGGAGGCUAUGCAGGAUCUCGACGCUUGCAUCCAGACGAUCAACGAAGCUAUUGGUGAGCUGAGUAGCGAGAUGAGGCCCCUCUCCGGCGGUGACACCCCUGGGUGA
Messenger RNA from Volvox carteri f. nagariensis, 870 nucleotides. RefSeq lists its product as uncharacterized. NCBI's taxonomy places the organism in Eukaryota, Viridiplantae, Chlorophyta, Chlorophyceae, Chlamydomonadales, Volvocaceae. The annotation marks the transcript as partial. The record is from RefSeq and is a predicted model, not a curated record. The transcript has 5 exons.